Messenger RNA from Clonostachys solani, 1749 nucleotides. The record is from the annotation of a GenBank genome assembly. NCBI's taxonomy places the organism in Eukaryota, Fungi, Ascomycota, Sordariomycetes, Hypocreales, Bionectriaceae.
AUGUCUCGCAACGUCAAGCGCAAAUUUCGCCCCGCGCCUCCCAAGGCAUCCAAGCGUCGGGACUCUGACACCUCGUCGUCCUCAUUUGAUCUCUCCGAUGAGGGCGGUUACUCAGCUGUUGAAGAUAUUAGUGACUCCGAAGACGAUGAUGAGGAAGAUGUUAAUGCGGCCGAGGAGGAGAAUAUUUUAACGCAGGUGAUACCUUCGCCAUCCCCUGCCUCCACUCCUCGGCCGACGAUCGAAAAUACGUACGAAUAUGAAUCAAGCGACGACAAUCCUAUCGAAGGUAUCGACGAGAGUAGCUCCGUCAUCCUCAACGAGGACGGUGACGACAAUGUCAGCUGGCAUGGCAUUGUCUCCGAGAAAGACUCUGACCUCGGUCAAGACACUGACAUUGGAUCCGUUUCCAAGAUUGAUCGCCAUGUCCGGUUUGCCCUCCCUUCAGACAGUGAUUCGGAUUCCACCGACACCGAGGACGACUAUGGCGGCAUGUACUCUGACAUUUUCGUUGCUCAAACUCAGCUUGACCCCAAUUUCCGCCGGGAGGUUGAGUUGGACUCGGAUGAUUCCUCAGGCUCCGAGGGCUUUUGGGACUACGGCCAAUACUUCGGUGACCAGCGCGAGUCCGAGGCCGAGGAGAUCAUUCGCCAACUCUCCGAUGAUGAAGACGAGGAUGCCACUCCUUUAGCCACUCCCAAUGCCUUGCCCCCCGUCGUUGGUGUCCAAAUUGACGAUUUCCCCUUCGCGGAAACCCCUACACAGUUUCAGGACCCUUCGGAACUUGAUGGCUAUGAAACUGACGGUGAUACAACUGAAGAGGAUAUUCCAGAACCCCCCGCCCGUCGCAGAAUCCGCCGUCCGUCUCUUCCUGCGAGCGAGAUUUCGGACUCGGAAUACGAUAGCCCUGCUAAAACCCAACGCGGCCAGCCCCGUGUUGGGCGCUUUAGUCUGGACAAGUCUGACAAGAAACCGAUUGCUGUCUUGAACCCUCUCACCCGCAAGAUGAUGAUCUUCACUCCUCACCAACGAAGACAGCUGGAUUUGUCGCCAGAGCAGUUUCAUGGUGUCCCCGCAUUCCCUAUCGACGCCUCAUCCCCAAUGCUCAGCAACUCGGCCAACAUGAUGUUCAGUGCUAUGUUCUCGUCCAAUACCUUUGCCGACUUUGUGAACGGCCAGGCUGUUGGCCCCACGGAGGCAUUCUUCCCAGACAUUACUGGUGCUGACGAGAGCGAGUUCAGCGUUGACUCUCAGGCACUCAACUGGGAGGAGGGAGAGGAUGAGGCUGAGCGGGGUCUUAAUCUUAAUGAUUUUAUUUCUUUCGAAGAGUCCGAAUCUUCUGAUGACGAGGACAAGGCCAAGGGCAACUGGGACCCGUCCUCAACACCUGCACGCCCGACAACUGCCUCGAGCGAGGUUGAUGUUCUCUCUCAUCUGAACUCGGACAUUGUCGGAGCGUUCCGCCGCAAUCAGGUCAACCAGCAGUUGAUUUUGAGCAACCAAGCUACACAAGACUCACUUGCUUUCAGCGGGCCCUAUAACCAUACCGCAAUCAGAGGCCUCCGAUCUGACCGAUUCGAUACGGCUGGAGUCCCUCUUACACCUGUGCGUCGUCACAAGAGUAAAAUCAGUGACCUCACACGGAGCCCGCUUGAGUCUUUCUCAGCCAAGCGCAAGGCUUCUGCGGAAGUACCCAACGUUGGGCACAAGAAGCAGAGAAGCAUCUCUGAUGUCAACAAUCUGCACCUAUGA